Messenger RNA from Microthlaspi erraticum, 879 nucleotides. NCBI's taxonomy places the organism in Eukaryota, Viridiplantae, Streptophyta, Magnoliopsida, Brassicales, Brassicaceae. The record is from the annotation of a GenBank genome assembly.
AUGGACUCCACAAACCCAUUUAGUUAUGGAACCAGCUACACAGACCUUCUAACAAGCCAGGCGAGUGGCUUCUCUCAAGGCAUAGAUCUAGGCUCAGCCGAAGAUCCAUUUUACUCUCAGUCGCCUCAUGCUCCGGUGGUAGAGGAAGAGACUGAUAAGGAGCGUAGAGUCAGAAGAAAGUGGGGUUCAGGAGAAGAUAGUGUCCUCAUCAGCGCCUGGCUAAACACAAGCAAGGAUCCUAUCACUGGAAAACAACAGAAAGCAGGAACGUUUUGGAAACGUAUCACUGUCUUCUUCAACUCAAGUCCUAAUAUGGCUGGACUUCAACCAAGAGAUCAUACAGUCCUGAAGCAGAGGUGGCAGAAGAUAAAUGGCUUGGUUUGCAAGUUUGUUGGUGCCUACGAGGCUGCCAAAUCUCAGAAAAGCAAUGGUCAAAACGAAAACGACACUCUGAAGCUGGCUCACCAGAUCUUUGACAACGAUCACCACAGCGCCUUCACACUGGAGUAUGCUUGGAAACUGCUUCGUAAUGACCAGAAAUGGUGUGAAAUGUACAAUACAAAAACCGGUGGGAGUUCGAAGAGACUUAGAGGUGAUGUAAGCUCGCCAGUAGUUUUAGAGGAUGUGAAUGAAGCCAUGGCUCGGCCUAUGGGAGUGAAAGCAUCAAAAGCGAAAGCUAAGAAGGGCACAAAAGGAAGUGAAACUAUUUCUGUUGAGCAAUACGAGAGCAUGUCCGCUGAGAGGAAGCAAGACUUAGCCAUGAGGCAAAGGCUGUCGAAGCAUGCAGUUCUAGAUAGUCUGCUAGCUAAAAAGGAACCACUUAGUGAGAAAGAGAUUGCUCUCAAGGAGAAGCUACUCGAUUUCAUGCUGUUAGAUUAG